Sarcophilus harrisii (Tasmanian devil) is the source of this 1734-nucleotide messenger RNA. RefSeq names its product HLF transcription factor, PAR bZIP family member (gene HLF). NCBI's taxonomy places the organism in Eukaryota, Metazoa, Chordata, Mammalia, Dasyuromorphia, Dasyuridae. Gene Ontology annotation, molecular function: DNA-binding transcription factor activity, RNA polymerase II-specific; RNA polymerase II cis-regulatory region sequence-specific DNA binding. Gene Ontology annotation, cellular component: nucleus. The coding region runs from base 528 to 1247 and encodes 239 amino acids. The record is from RefSeq and is a predicted model, not a curated record. Gene Ontology annotation, biological process: regulation of transcription by RNA polymerase II. The transcript has 4 exons.
GCCGCUGUUUGUCUUCCUCGGGUUCCUCUGGUUUGGAGAAAGAGACCUCCACGGCUGGGGCUUUCCCCGACUUUGCUUUUCUUCCUGGGCAUCCACCUUGUAUCUCCAGCCGCCUUCACCGCACCCCGCUCCCCACUUUGCCUUCCUCAUUCUCUUCUCUCUACCCUUUCUUGCACUCCCCAGAGCCAAACCCGGUGCUGCUUCUGCUUGGAUGCAAUUGAGGAUUGGCUCUCUCACCCGCUCUCCUUCUCCCUCCCCUCCUCCUCCAUCGCCCACCCCCGAAUCGUCUUUCCGCUUUAUUUUAAGUAAUUCUGGGAGCAAGUGCCCAACCUCUGUGGUUUGUUCAGCUGUGCAGGUAGGAGCUGAUGCAACUUAAAAUAGGGGUGGGGUGGGAUGGGGAAAGUUCCCCCUCCCCCCCAAUAGCUAUUCCCACGAGUAAAGUUAAAGGCAACUAGAAGAGAGGAGCUUUGAGAGCAUUUGGUAAAGAAAAAGACAAGAAGAAACUGGAUGAUGACAACAGUAGUCCUAUGGUCCCCCAGUCUGCUUUCUUGGGGCCCACCCUGUGGGACAAAACUCUUCCCUAUGAUGGAGAUACUUUCCAAUUGGAAUAUAUGGACUUGGAAGAAUUCUUGUCAGAAAAUGGCAUCCCCCCCAGCCCCUCUCAGCAUGAUCACAGCCCCCACCCCCCUGGACUGCAGCCAGCAACCUCAGCUGCCCCCUCUGUCAUGGACCUCAGCAGCCGGGCCUCCACCUCGGUGCACCCCAGCAUCUCCUCUCAGAACUGCCUGCAGAGCCCCAUCAGACCAGGUCAGAUAUUAUCCACAAACCGCAACACGCCAAGUCCCAUUGACCCUGAGACCAUCCAGGUCCCUGUGGGUUAUGAACCAGACCCAGCUGACUUGGCUCUGUCCAGCAUCCCUGGCCAGGAAAUGUUUGACCCUCGAAAACGCAAGUUCUCAGAGGAGGAGCUCAAACCACAACCCAUGAUUAAGAAAGCUCGCAAAGUCUUCAUCCCUGAAGAUCUGAAGCAGGAUGACAAGUACUGGGCAAGGCGCAGAAAGAACAACAUGGCUGCCAAGCGCUCCCGAGACGCCCGGAGGCUGAAGGAGAAUCAGAUUGCCAUUCGGGCGUCGUUCCUGGAGAAGGAGAACUCGGCCCUGCGCCAGGAGGUGGCUGACUUGCGGAAAGAGCUGGGGAAAUGCAAGAACAUACUGGCCAAGUAUGAGGCCAGACACGGGCCCCUGUAGGCCACUCUGGCUUAGGUGGACAGUGGUUCCUGUUUGAUAACACCACAUCCAGACCAACCUUGCUGUCAUCAGCACUUUACUAGAAGCAUCAACAGAAACGGACUUGCAUUUGUGUGUGUGUAUGUGUGUGUGUGUCUUGUAUGUGUGGAGUGCGUGCGCACGAGCGCACCAGGCCGUGUGCCCCGAGGUGGGAGAGCGGGUGCUGGGGCAGGUCCCAUUUUUAUGAAACACCCUCCUUCCCCCUCUCUCCUCCUGCCUCUGACUUUUCAUUUAGUUCAACAACAACAAAAAAGUGCCACAUUUUUACUUGGACUAUUGAGAUGGAUGGUGGCUAUUCUCUCCCUUUUUUGUCUCCUGCAUCCCGACCCUCUCACCCCAGUCAGCACUGUUCCCCUUUAUUCCUCUUUUGUUCCCUUUCCUUGGAUUUAGACAGAAAGAUCCCAGUUUUAAAAAAAAAAAAGUAGAUCUCAGUUUUUAAAAGUACAAG